UCUCCUUCCCUUCUCCAGCCAGACAAACAGUUAAACCCUACACACAACCGCUUCUCUUUUGAAUUAUUCACUUUCACUUUUGUCCCAUUUUCUUCAAUCGGGUCUCGCUGGAUUCAGAUUCUUCCUCAUCACUUCAUAUCCAAGUAGCGUGCUUCGGUUAGUUAUUGAUUAUGGCAAACGACGAGCUUGUGAAGCCUGAGAACCCUCACUCGUCGUUCAGACAAGAUCACUUCACUGGAAUCCGACACAACUUUGAGCUGUUUCCUACUCACGACUACAACUCCGCAUUCGAACAGCUGCUCGAUAUCAACCUCCAGAUCGGUGCUGCUCCCUACGAAGAAAACGAGGUCUGGAACCAGUUCCAAGAACACAAAGCCACAGCUCUUGAAGACUCAAUGAUUCAUCACAACGAUGACUCUGUAACUGAAGCCACGGGAGCGAGACAGAAGCAAGAGAUUGAUGAUAACUUAGACUUGGCUCCUUCUAGCUCGCAAUGCUGGUCUAUUCCCGGUAUGGAUGUUGGUAAGGAGUUUCAGGACGCCAAAGCCUGUAGAAAAUCGCUGCGAGAAGCAGCGAUCUCUCAGCGUUUCGAGAUGCAAACGAUUAAAUCCGACAAGACACGCUUCACCGCGAAGUGCAUGUCCCAAGGCUGCCCUUGGAGGAUCCACUGCGCCAAGCUUCCUAAAGCUCCAACUUUUACGAUAAGAACCAUUCACGGAACUCACACUUGCCGUGGAGUUCCGCAUCUCGGUCAUCAGCAAGCCACUGUUCAGUGGGUUGCUGAUACCGUUGCCGAAAAGGUGAAAGAGAAUCCUCAUUUCAAACCGAAGCAGAUACUGGAAGAGAUUCAUAAAACUCACGGGAUCGCGUUGUCUUACAAGCAAGCGUGGAGAGGGAAAGAGCGGUUAAUGGGGAGGCUACGCGGCUCGUUUGAAGAAGAGUAUCGUCUCCUUCCACAGUACUGCGAAGAAAUCAUGAGAGCAAAUCCAGGGAGUUUAGCUGUUGUUCACGCGAAUCCUAAAGAUGAGAGGUUUCAACAAGUGUUUGUAUCCUUCAAAGCGUCGGUCACCGGCUUUUUAACUGCCUGCCGUCCUCUCAUCGCUCUCGACAAGGCGGUUUUAAAGAGCAAGUAUCCGGGGACGUUGCUCGUUGCUAGCGGAUUUGACGGAGACGGAGGCGCGUUACCGUUGGCUUACGCUGUAGUCAACGAAGAUAACGGUACCAACUGGUAUCAGUUCCUCGCGGAGCUUCGUAAAAGUCUUGAAAUGAACUGUGAAAGUGUACGGAAGCAGCUUACUAUAAUCUCCACCAUGGAGAAAGCUGUUGUUGACGGUGUAGAGUCUAACUUCCCAAGAGCUUUUCACGGCUUAUGCGUUCUUCAUCUCGCGGAAAGGUUCAGUAAAGAGUUUCACAGCUCGGCUCUCGAGAGCCUUCUCUGGGAGGCUGCGCAUUCUCCCACCGUCCUCGAGUUCAAUUCAAAGCUCAACAGCAUCCAGCAGAUAUCUCCGGAGGCCUUUUUAUGGAUACAGAACAUCUCUCCUUCUCUGUGGGCGUCGUCGUGCUUUGAAGGAACGAGGUUCGGGCAGUUAACAGCGAAUGUGGUCGCCGAGUCGCUAGAGAGAUGGGUCGAAGAUGUCUCUGGUCUCCCUAUCAUCCAGACGAUGGAGUGUUUCCACCGCCGUUUGAUGGAUAUGUUUAAAGAGCGCCGCGAAGCGAGCUUGCAUUGGUCUUCUGAUGUGCUUGUUCCUUCUGCUGAGAGUCGAAUGCUUGCGGCUAUAGCCAAAUCUCGCUGCCACCGAGUUUACAGAGCGAACGAGGCUGAGUUUGAAGUCAUGGAUAGUGAAGGUAACGUUGUUGUGGAUGUAGAAAAACGUUCUUGUUUGUGUGGACGUUGGGAGGUUUACGGUUUGCCGUGUAGCCACGCCGUUGGAGCGCUCUUGUCUUGCGGAGAGGACGUUUACGAGUACGCGGAGAGUUGUUUCACCAUGGAGAGUUACAGAAGAACUUAUGCUGAUUCUAUAGAGCCUGUUUCGGAUAAUGUUGAGUGGAGAGAAAAGGUUUUAAAGAUAGAAGGUGGUGGAGAUGGGAUAAGAACGCCAAAGGUUACAGGAGGUGCUCGGAAGGGGAGGAGGAGGAUAAGACCAGUGGAUAAUGGUGAUCGUGUGAAGCGUCUGGUUCAUUGUAGCCGGUGUCAACAGACGGGUCAUUUCAGGACAACUUGUAUUGCUCCUAUGUAACAUUAGUCUUCUUCCUUUGUCGAGUGUUUAAAAUAGGUUUUAGGACAUUAUUUGGUUGAGGAUGUUUCGAUUUCUCGGUCAAUGACUUGACCCUCUGUAUCUAUGAUAUUGAGUUUCUCCAUUGCC
Brassica oleracea var. oleracea is the source of this 2363-nucleotide messenger RNA. RefSeq lists its product as uncharacterized. The record is from RefSeq and is a predicted model, not a curated record. Lineage: Eukaryota; Viridiplantae; Streptophyta; Magnoliopsida; Brassicales; Brassicaceae. Gene Ontology annotation, molecular function: zinc ion binding; ATP binding; kinase activity. Bases 171 to 2237 code for a protein of 688 amino acids. The transcript is spliced from 2 exons.